CUGUUAAUGUCUCACAGAUUUUUUAACAAUCCGCUUCGCACAGUAAAAAGUUUAUUCAUCAGCCGUGAAAACCCAGACGAGCCGAAAAACCCGUGAAUUACAGUACAACAUAAUUUCUCUUAACUAACGAACGAUUUACUGACUUCCUAUUGCAUACUGACUGCAGUUGGACCAUUUUCAAAAAAUAAUUUUCAUCAUUUUUGUGCGGACAUCGUGUUCUCAAUAACAGUGUGACUCAUCCAAGAACGUGAAACCCCAUCAACUUUGCCGUAUAGUUUUUUGACGAAGCAAAGUACAAAACCGAAGCAGCGUCCCAACAAAUAAAAACAGAUUUAAGGUGUCAACGUUUAGAUACGAAUACAACGAACGGCUGUGCCAGAUAUUUGCCAGACUCAUUUUACAUUUCAAUAAUCGCACUCCAUUGUUACUAUAAUUACCAUGAUCGGUAGUCGCGGUAGCGAUUAGAGACAAGUAUAUUUAUGAAAUCGAGUCCGCUCCGAGAGACUCUUCAUCGAAACUAUUUUUUUUUAUCAUUUUCUUCAGAAGCUGAUAUCCAAGAUGCGUUUGACGUUUGAGAAUUGCGAAAUCGUGUACUUUGCUAUGAAAAAAUGGUGUUCCGGUAGAGAAGAAGAUUUUGUACAAUUGGCAGCAGACCAUGAAAAUACACCAUUCAAUAUUUGGACGACGGCUUCAAAUCCAGCAGCAGAAGAAUAUAAUGAAGAAACGAGUGAGUUACUAUGUGACUCAUUCGACAGCUUUUUUGGUGGAUUCGUGCCGGUAACUAACCCACCGGAAACAGCUUUACGGUAUUUUCUAAAUUUUCUCAAGUCAGCAGGGAAACCAGUUUUGCUUGUUACUUAUUCUGAAGAUUAUAAUUUCGGACCGUUGUGUAAAGCUAUCCUAGAAACUGACAUGGCUGAAAAGUUUCAAAGUGUCAUUGGCGGUUUCGCAGAUGCCAUUCCAAUUUUGAAAGAAAAAUUUCCGGCAAUUUGAACUACCAAUGGUAACGGAAGAUUUCUUAGAUGAAGAAUAUGAAGAAUCAUUGACUGAGGCGAAACAUGAUAUGCAAUAUAUAAAACAAAUUGCGAAAAAGUUCAUAUCGAAGUCUGAGCUUAUUGAGAGCAGUAAAUCUUACGAAGAAUUUUUUUCUUCAAAUAAUGGGCGCUCGAAAUGCUUACAAUACUAUUCGGAGCUUAGCGCCCUUAAUGUUUGCUACAUCCAUUGGAAUAUUGGAAGAAAUGGCAAAGGCAGGGAUUUCAUAUAUCGCUUUAAAAGACGUUUUUCAGGAGUACGGCUCAGGAGGAUUGGUCAGAUUUUUAUCACAAAAACUGAAUGGUGGUGGAGUUGACGAAUUAACUGAUAAAUUGGAAAAUAUCGUGCAAUUUUUCGAAAAACAGAAUCGUGUUAGAGAUGAUGAGGAUGACAAACGACAGGAAUCAAUCAAGAGUGGCAGAGUAAUAACUAAGCAGAAUCAAAACCGAAAUCAUUCAAAUAAGUAUGAAAACGACGACUGGGAGGGAAUAAUGGAAGAAUUUGAUCUAGGAUCUGAACUUGAAGAUGAUCCGUUUGAGCCGAUAUCUAUUCAUCGACCUAAUAAUGAAACUUACGGAAGGGACGAUCCGUUGACGGCAGUACAGGAUCGACCUGAACAUGAGACUCCCAUUGCAGGCGAUUUAUUGGGAACAACGCAGGAACGAGCAGACCUUGAAGCUUACGUUGCAGCUGAUUCAUUAGGAAUGGUACAGAAUCGAUCAAACAGUCAAGAUGACGUUACAGCUAAUCCAUUAGGACCGGUACAGAAAGGAUCGAAUCAUCAAGGUUACGUUGCAACCAAUUCGUUAGGAAUGGCACAGAAUCAACCAAACCGUCAAGGUUACGUGGCAGCUGAUUCGUUAGGAAUGGCACAGAAUCGACCAAACCAUCAAGGUUACGUGGCAGCUGAUUCGUUAGGAAUGGCACAGAAUCGACCAAACCGUCAAGGUUACGUGGCAGCUGAUUCGUUAGGAAUGGCACAGAAUCGACCAAACCAUCCAGGUUACGUGGCAGCCGAUUCGUUAGAAAUGGCACAGAAUCGACCAAACCGUCAAGGUUACGUGGCAGCUGAUUCGUUAGGAAUGGCACAGAAUCGACCAAACCGUCAAGGUUACGUUGCAGCCGAUUCGUUAGGAAUGGCACAGAAUCGACCAAACCGUCAAGGUUACGUUGCAGCUGAUUCGUUAGGAACGGCACAGAAUCGACCAAACCGUCAAGGUUACGUGGCAGCUGAUUCGUUAGGAAUGGCACAGAAUCGACCAAACCGUCAAGGUUACGUUGCAGCUGAUUCGUUAGGAAUGGCACAGAAUCGACCAAACCGUCAAGGUUACGUUGCAGCUGAUUCGUUAGGAAUGGCACAGAAUCGACCAAACCGUCAAGGUUACGUUGCAGCUGAUUCACUGGGAAUGGUGCAGUAUCGACCGAAACGUCAAACUUACGUUGCACUUGAUUUAUUAGGAACGGUACCGAAUCGAUGCAACCAUCAAACUCACGUUAGACCUGAUUCAUUAGGUCCCACACAGAAUCGACUUUGUAUUCGAUCUUAUGAUUGUGUCGGGAAUGUUCUACCAAAACAGUUUCGAUCUAACCGUUUUAGGUCCCUUGGAUAAGCAAUCGUGGGGAAGAGGGAUUUGAUUUCCGAUAGAAAAUGAUCACGGGGAAUAUAAUAGGAUUUUUGAAAACGAUACAUUAAAGUACGAACACGAUAAACCUUACUUCGACUUGUCCAUAUAAAAAAGCACGAGAUCUCAAGUAUAAUAAUAAUGAUUGAUAAUCCUGAGUAUCGCAAGGGCGACGUGGAGUCAGUCUCGCCCCAGUUUACAAGAUCAGGAUGCCUGUGUAAUUUUUUUUUGUUUGCAGAAAACUUUUCUCAGAUGUGGACAGUAUUUUUUUGUUUCAAAAUUGCUCAACCUUCUGAAAUUUACAGUUUUAUUAUUAUACGAUGGUGGAGCAACAUCCCUAUUGUUAGAAAUGGAUCGGACUUCAGGCUUACAACUUGGGAUUCUCGAAUACUGAUUAGUUAUUUUCAUUAUAUAUAUAUAUAUAUAUAUAUAUAAUGAAUUAAUGGAUAAUGAAAUAAUAGGUAAUGAAAUAAUAUAUAUAAUGAAUCAAGGGACUACGCGGAAAUGGGUUACGAAAUAAUUUAGGUUGUACUAAAUCAGUGCUUAGAAUUUUCUUAUUAUUAAUUUAUACUUUUUCAAAAAUAGUAAAUAAAAAUUAAUUUCGUUUGUAAAAUCAGUACUAUAAUUUUUAACUUAAUUGCUCGCAUUGAAUCUAGAAACUUCUCGUGCACGUCUACGUCGCUGCCAGUUGAAUCCUCGGAAUAAUUUGCUUAAUAAUCGAAUCGGAAUAAUUUUUGUUGUUUUUGCUUCUAUUAUGUUUUUAUCAUAAUCAAAUAACCGCAUCCUUUGUAGUCCAUUUAUUCCUCAGUUUUUUCGUUCUCGGAAUCCUUUUCUUCUCGAAUGUCUCAGAAUGUUGUAAACAAUCAGCCUCGCACAGUAAAAAAUCACGUCUUCCGUUAUUUUCAUAUUUUACUCGUUUUGUUCUUAAAAUUCUGCCCCUUACCGAGAACUCAGGAACUCAGAAAUCUGUUAGUUAUUAGACUCCCCACAAUGGCACCGGCGACCAAUCAAACCGUGUCUUAUCAGGUUCAGGAGCGCUGCGAGCAUGCACAGUAAUAUAUUACGGCCAUCAUGAUUUCCGCGAUAAAAAGGUCCUCAGUUGCCCAUCUCUAGCUUCCGUGCAAAGUGGACAGCAAAACCGUGCAAACCCUCAUUAACCUAGAAACUCGCAAAGAACUUGCCAAAACUGGGCUAACAAACGAAUUUAAAGUAACUCUUCUCAAUAAAUCUUUUCAAUCAUUUUCAACGGCCUCGUAUCAUAAAUAAUUGUGAGACUCGGCCUAAAACGUGGAACCCCAUCGACUACGCAGCAGCUUUAUUUGGGGAAGCAAGAUACAAAGGAAUAGCAGGGUCCCAACGGUCCAAAACGGUUUUAAGGAGUCAUCAUCCAGAUACGAAUAUAACGGAAGUGCCAGCGAAAAUCCCAGAUGAGUGCGACAGUUGACAAUUGUGAAAUCGCGUACUUUGCUGUUAAAAGAUGGAAUUCCCGUGAGGACGGAGACGUUAUUCAAAUCGCAGCAGAACAUGAAAAUAAAGAUAUUGAAAAUGGAAUAUUCCAUGCUUGGACGAGGUCUUCGAAACCAAUUGCAAUGGCGAAUGUGCCACAGAUCAGUGAAGCAGAAUCUCAAAUGUUCAACUUAUUGUUCAACAGUAGCGAAGGUGGAAUACCGGUCGACCCGUUAGAAACUGCUUUGCAGAAUUUUAUAAAUUUCCUCAAGUUAUCACCGAAGCCAAUUCUGCUUGUCAUAAAUUCAGCAAAUUUCGACUUCUUGUUCUUACGCCAGAUCAUUCUGGAAACCAACUCGGCCGAUAAAUUGUGCGGCGUCAUUAGUGGCUUUUCAGAGACUCUACCGAUUCUGAAACAAAAGUUCGAAACCCAAAUUAAUAGUUCGUAUUUCGCAAUACCCAUUCCAGUGCGAGAUUUGUUGGCACAAGAAAAUGGAGAACAACGUCACGAAGCUAGGCACAAUGUGCAGGUUAUCAAACAGGUUGCGGGCAGGUUUAUAUCAAAACUUGAGUACAUUGCAAACUUUAUAUCUUAUGAAAAAGCUCUUUCCAGUGAAAUAGAUACUAUGAAAAACGAGGAUGAGAUUCCUAACGAGGACGAUUCGUUUUCAAUGCAGCUUGAUUCAGAUCCCGAGAGCAAUCAACAUUGUUCAGAAAAUGGUGAGAAUGUUCAACUAAGAAAAAGGGCUCGCGUUGAUGACAAAAAUGAUAUACUGGAAUAAUCGACACUGGAAGCGAAUCGAAACUAAAACCGACGAGUUAAAAUAUAACAGUUUUUUGUGAAUUUAUUAAGGUUGUUCAACAGCAAAAAUUUUGAAAAAAAUGUAUGUCGCGCAGAAAAAUCUAACGAAUCAAUAAAAAAAAAGUAUUUGUACCGUUUAGUUUUUAAGACACUGCAAGUUUUAAAGUUCUAUGGUUUCUCAAUCUGAACACAUGGUAAUCUUCAAACAAAAAAAGUGUAUCGAAAUAACUCGAGAACGGUUCUUACGAUUUUGGUAUUAAAAAACACAGUGUUAAAGUAUCUUCUUACGAAAAAAUUUUUAAAAAACAUGAUUUGCCGUCUAAAUUUUGAGAAAAAAAUGGUUGUAAUAAAAAUCGUAUGAGAAUUUGAGUGAGAGAAUUUCAAGGCUCGCGACCUGGCAACGCUGUCGCGUGAGACAAGCCAUGAUUAUCACUAUACUUUAGAACGCUGUGCUCGUCUCAGGCCUGUGUGCAGUGUUGCCACGAUUCACGCGCUUCUGAGCGUUCAUUCGCAUGCUCGUAUACGUGCGUACGGCAUGAAGAUGUAUUCUAGCAGGGGCGUCCGCAAAAGAAAAAAUAUUAAAAUUCCAAAAUCACGAGCAAUUAUGAAAUUUUAUGCAAUUAUGAAAGAACGUGAUUAAUUUUAUGAUAAAUUAAUUUAUCGAAAGAAAAGCAAUAUUCGGUAGAUUGUGUAAGUCUGAAGGGGGAAAAAAAUUGAGUAACUUUGUUCUUGAAAUUUUUUAAUUCGAACCACCAUUAACAUGUAUUAGAUGUAAGACCUUGAGACUGUUAUGUAAUUCUAAUCGUUCAUGAAAUAUUUUUUUUUCAUGUGUAUAAUGUAAUACACCAAGUGAAAAAUAAAAGAGUGACUCUAAAGAAAUCUUUGUUCAGAGUCGACACGUCUUUAGCUCA
Molecule: messenger RNA, 5813 nt
Organism: Venturia canescens
Lineage: Eukaryota; Metazoa; Arthropoda; Insecta; Hymenoptera; Ichneumonidae
Exons: 2
Coding region: 1158-2642 (494 amino acids)
Source: RefSeq, a predicted model, not a curated record